AUGGAAAAGUACCGCGAGUUCGCAGACUCAGCCACAGGAAUAAAUCCAUUUUUGCCCUUAUGGGUAAACAACAAAUUGAGCGUCCAUGAGAAGCUUCUCAAAUUUCUGCUGUUCCCACUGGUGCUGUGUCGCUUCUGCUUCCUCUCCCUGACGUUGAUUUUUAUGAUUUUCCUAAACAGCAUAGUGAACCUGCUCAUAUUCCAGUGCGUUAAGGACUUUUUCUACCAAAUAAUACAGUGCAUUUAUUGCCGGCUGUUGCUGCUUUAUUUGGGCUUCUUCUACAUGGAUGAGGAAUAUGCUAGCCACAAGAGAGUUAAAAUAAAAUGCACGAAGAAGAAAAUUCCAUUCACUUAUGAUGACUAUGGACACAUUUAUCUGUCCAACUUUACAUCCUUCGUGGAUAUUUUAUAUUUAGCAUAUCGGCUCAAUCCACUCUUUGUUAUUAUUAACAAAAAUGGAAGUCUAUCCCCCGUUUUCUUCUUUGAUUUAAUAAAGCUAUCUCUACAAUUUUCCAUCCCCAACAAGAAAGGAGAAUUUAAAAAUCUGGAACAAGUACAUGUCUUCGCGAAGAAUAAAAAAAUAAAAUCAGUUGUCAUAUUCCCAGAGGGCAUGAAAAGUAAUGGCUCCUGUAUUCUCCUGUGGAAGAAUGAAAUUUUUACGCAUUCAGAAUAUGUCCUUAAAAAUAAGUGCAACUUGAUUGCUUUUACUUAUGAAACAAAUAUACUUAACAAGAAGUGGAAUAACUCCUACACCUCUCCGCACACCGUUCUUAAUCCCGUCCUCCAUAUUACCUUUCUUUGUUUUAAUAUAUAUAAUAAAAUUAAGAUUGUGUGGCUGAACGAAAAGGACAUUGCCGAAUCGUUGCGCGAAUUCGACUUCUCCAACUGUGAUGAACUCGUCCACUAUUUGAGGAGCCUCAUGGGACUUAUGAAGCCCACAGGUGGAACCCUCGUUAACGUAAAAGCGGACUUGUUGGAGAAGUUUGUCAAGUAUUGGAACCUCACGCGGGGGCGAGCGUACCUCUGA
Messenger RNA from Plasmodium coatneyi, 1026 nucleotides. RefSeq lists its product as uncharacterized. Lineage: Eukaryota; Apicomplexa; Aconoidasida; Haemosporida; Plasmodiidae. The record is from RefSeq and is a predicted model, not a curated record. Bases 1 to 1026 code for a protein of 341 amino acids. The transcript has a single exon.